Molecule: messenger RNA, 8663 nt
Organism: Lepus europaeus (European hare)
Lineage: Eukaryota; Metazoa; Chordata; Mammalia; Lagomorpha; Leporidae
Product: zinc finger protein 717-like
Exons: 5
Coding region: 876-3374 (832 amino acids)
Biological process (GO): negative regulation of transcription by RNA polymerase II
Molecular function (GO): DNA-binding transcription repressor activity, RNA polymerase II-specific
Source: RefSeq, a predicted model, not a curated record
GCGGCGCUGAGGAGACGGGACGUUUUCGGAGCAAAGGGAGGGCUGCCUAGCUGCACAUAGCAACUGUGAGGCCCACCAUCGCCUCUGGGGUUCCCAGCUCUGUAGCAGGCUGUCUGGGACGCACGGCGUGACCGGGGUCUGCGAACCUCUCCCUUGAUCCUGAAUUUCCCCGGCAGGAAAAAGGAAUCAGACGCAGUGUCACCCUAAGGGCUUCGCUUGAGGAAAGCCGCAACUUCACGGGACACUGUCACAGCUGCUCAGGGCUUCAGGCCAGGUGCCGCGUACCAAAAGCCCAUCUCCCAGAGGACUCCGUAGGCUGCCCGACCGACAGGACUACAACUCCCAGUAAACCCCGAGGGCGGCCUGAACAAGGCACUACAACCCCCAGAAGGCCCCUUGGUCGACCUGACCGAGGGGACUCCAUCUCCCAGUGUGCUCUGCGGCUGUCCUCCCAGCAGUGUCCACAACCAACUAUCCUGGGACUGCACUCGCAGCAUUGUCCCUCCCGCCCCACACCAGCACCCCUCCCGCUGCCUGGAAGCUUCGUCAAUCCACCCUCCACAAGCGCCACCUCAACCAAGCCCAGGGUGUUGGUUGAGCACGCGCUGCCGGCAUCAGGGCAUCAUCGCCUUGGGUGGGCAGCAACGACUGCACCCCAGUGCAUCUAGCUUCUGGAGCUAGAUCACCGUAGCUGCGGUUCGGAAGAUCGAAUAGCCUAGCCUGCGCUUGUCAUGUGGAGGACAGUUGCCAGCAGGACUCCUGUUGAUUGAUUCCGGCGCCAGUUGUCAGAGGGGCUCCGUGGAGAAGGCGGCGUGGCCCUGGACUUUGGAAGGUCUGAUUCUAGAAUCCUCUACGUGGUUCCAAGAGCAAAGAAAAUGAAUACAUCUCCAGUGUUGGUGUCAUUUGAAGAUGUGGCUGUGGACUUCACAUGGGAGGAGUGGCAGGACUUGGACAAUGCUCAGAAGACCCUGUACAGGGAUGUGAUGCUGGAGACAUACAACAGCCUACUGUCCUUGGGAUAUUGUGUAACCAAACCUGAUGUGAUCUUCAAGUUGGAACAAGGAGCAGAACCAUGGACAGUAGAAGAACCCCCACAGCAGAGUCUCCAAGUUGUCCAGAAAAUGGAUGACCUGACUGGGACCAGCCAGGAAAAUCAAGGCAUAACUUUUUGGGAAGUAGUGGUCGUAAACAACAACACAUCAACUGAGGAGCGAGUUGAAUUAAGGAAAACAUGUGAUUUAAAUUCAAGCCAUAUUUCCAAAUUGGUUGUAAAAAAUGAAGAUUAUUCAGAAGUAAGACCUGAGGCAUUUAAUGUAUAUCAGAAUGAGAUUCCCCCUAGGGAGCCAAAUGAGAUGUAUGCUCAAGAGAAACCUGGUGACCAUAAUAUAACUGGGAAAUCCCUGACGUGCUAUGAUCAUCUCAGCCAGCAGCACAAGAUUCAAACUUUACAUCCGCCUUUUGAAUAUAGUGAACAGGUAAAUGUAUUCAACAGGGAGGCAAUAUUCUUUACACCUAAGGAGGCUCACAUGAGAGAGACGCCCUAUAAAUACAAUGAAUAUGGAAUAGCCUGUGAUAUGUCAGGUUUCAUUGUUGGAGAGGCAACUCAAAUUGGAAAAGAAACUUUCUAUAAAGUAGCAGCUUUCCCUAUACAUCAGCAAACAUACACAGGAGAGAGAUUUUAUGGAUAUAUUGGUUAUGAUGAAACUUUCAUUAGCAAAUCUGGUCUUAACAUAAAUCAAAUGACAUAUCCAGAGAAAAAACCCUUUGCAUGUAACCAGUGCGAGAAAUCUUUCAACUGUAAACAAAGCCUUACUAUACAUCAAAGAAUUCACACAGGGGAAAAGCCGUAUGGAUGUUAUGAAUGUGGAAAAACCUUUUACCGGAAGUCAAAUCUCAGGACACAUCAAAUAAUUCAUACAGGUGAGAAACCAUAUGUAUGUAAUGAAUGUGGGAAAACCUUUUACCGGAGGCCAGAUCUCAUUAUACAUCAGAGAACUCAUACAGGGGAAAAACCCUAUGAAUGUCAUGAAUGUGGGAAAACCUUUUGUCAGACGUCCAACCUCAGGACGCAUCAAAGAAUUCAUACAGGUGAGAAACCAUAUGAAUGUAAAGAAUGUAGUAAAACUUUCUCCUGUAAGUCAUACCUCACUCAACAUCUGAGAACUCACACGGAUGAGAAAGCAUAUGAAUGUAAAAAGUGUAGGAAGUCAUUCUACCACAAAUCUCAACUCACUAGACAUCAGCAAACUCACACAGGGGAGAAACCCUAUGAAUGUAAUGAGUGUGGGAAAACGUUUUGUAGGAAGUCAAGCCUCAGCAUGCAUCAGCAAACUCACACAGGAGAAAAACCUUAUGUAUGUAACGAAUGUGGGAAAACCUUCUAUCAGAAGUCAGUCCUUGCUGUACAUCAGAGAAUUCACACAGGGGAAAAGCCCUAUGAGUGUAAUGAAUGUGGAAAAACUUUUUACCGAAAGAAAGUCCUUGACAUACAUCUGAGAACUCACACGGGGGAAAAACCUUAUGAAUGUAGUGAAUGUGGAAAAACCUUUUACCGGAAGUCAGAUCUCAUUAUACAUCAGAGGACUCACACAGGGGAAAAACCUUACGAAUGUAACGGAUGUGGGAAAACCUUUUACCGAAAAUCACACCUCAGCAGACAUCAGAUAACUCACACAGGUGAAAAACCCUAUGAAUGUAAUGAAUGUGGAAAAACUUUUUGCCGGAAGUCUGACCUGACUAUACAUCAGCGAACUCACACAGGGGAAAAACCUUAUGAGUGUAGUGGAUGUGGAAAGACCUUUUACCGGAAGUCACACCUCACAGUACAUCAGAGAACCCACACAGGUGAAAAACCCUAUGAAUGUAAUGAAUGUGGAAAAACCUUUUGCCAGAAGUCACUCCUCACUAUACAUCAGAGAAUUCACACGGGGCAAAAACCUUAUGAAUGUACUGGCUGUGGAAAAACGUUCUGCCGAAAGUCCCACCUCACUGUACAUCAGAGAACUCACACAGGAGAAAAACCUUAUGAAUGUAAUGAAUGUGGGAAAACUUUUUACAGGAAGUCAGACCUCAUUAUACAUCAGAGGACUCACACAGGGGAAAAACCUUACGAAUGUAAUGAAUGUGGGAAAACCUAUUACCGGAGGUCACACCUCAGGACACAUCAAAGAACUCACACAGGUGAAAAAGCAUAUGAAUGUAAAGAAUGUGGGAAAACUUACUAUUCUAAGUCAGCUCUCAAUGUACAUCACAAAAUUCACACUCGGGAAAAUCCAUAUAAAUGGAAUGAAUGUGGACAAACCUACCAGAUGUCAGUUCUCGAUUUACAUCAAAGUAGUCACACAGAAAAUACAGGAGAGACCUUGGAAAUGUAAUGAAUGCUUAAAACAAAAUCAUUAUGUAGGAAGGGUGACCUGAUGAUGCAUCAGAAUCCACGCAGGUGAAACAUCUUAAUAUGGAUGAACUUUUUACUGGAAGUCACAUAUCAUUGUACAUUGUAUUUACACAAGUAUAUUCACACAAGGACAAAACCUUAUGAAUAUACUGAAUAUGGGAAGGCCUUUUAUUAGAAGAUACAUCUCAGCAGAUAUCCGAGAUUUCCAAUGGGAAAACCCAUUGAAUGUGGAAAAACCUUUUGCCCGAAGUCACACCUCAGGACACAAGAGAGAACUCACACAGGUGAGAAAAUAUGAAUGUAAAGAAUGUGGAGAUGCCUUUUGCCAAAAGUCACAUUUCAGCAGGCAUUAGAGCACUCACAGUAGAAAAAUAUCUUAUGAAUAUAAUGAAUGUAAAACAACCUUUUAACAUAAGUCAAGCCUUGAGAAGCAUCACUGAAAUCACAGAGGGAGCCACGCUAAGAAUGUAAUGAAUGUGGAAAAAUCUUUUUCCAGAAGUCAUACACCCAACAGAUUUUAGGGAGCCCACACAAGGAAUACCUUCCAUUCCCAAUAGCUAAUACUGAAUAUGUGUUCCUCAAAAUCUGUUCUCUUCUCUUGAACAUAUGGCUUACAGUUUCAGCCUCCCCUUAUUAUGGGUGGAACCUGAGCUCUUCCUUCACAAAUUAAUUUUGAGAAACAAUAUUCAAGCCCAAACACCCACUUAUUUGAAUUCAUGUACUAAAUUUAUUUACUCAGUUAUUUGGAACGGCUGUUGUUUUGUUUGCCCCUCAUUCCAUCCACCCAUUAUUCUAGUACAGACUGGAUGUGUGACAACAACCUGACUCAUGUGCCAUCCAUAAUGUGGUGCAUCCUACCCUAUAUGAUGAGUCUUUUGUCUGGGGUAGCGGUUCUCUGGUGGUAUAUAUAAUCACAGACCUGUUUUGUAUGGACCUGGAGCUGCUUGUACUACUAGCAGUCUGUGUUUAUAAGGUAUAGGAUAAAAUGAUGUCAUGAACAGAAUGUUGUUGUGUCCUAAAGUCCCAGCAGUCUUCCUGUGAUUAAUACUGGGCCAGUGUUGUUUUUUUUCUUUUUCUUUUGUUUUCCUUAUACUCUGCUGAGGUGGAUUGCUUUUAUUUUUAAUUGAGUCCUGAAGUGACUGAAUUUAUGUGACUUAUCAUGAUACCUCUUUGAUCUUUCUCACUGAACUGUUUGAACCCGUUACACAAAUACACAGUAGAGAACAUCGUGGCAUCUUUAAUAUCCUUUUAAUAUUUUAAAAUUUUACCUACCCUCAUUUUGAUCCAUACUUUUAUUUAAAAUCUCUGUGAAUUUCCAUCACAUAUUCGCAAAGCCCUUCUUGAAUUCUGAUUGGAUUUACAUUCAGUUUAGAUCUCUGUGGAUAUCCACUUGAGAUGAAACAUUUCACCUGGGUAGCAGCCAUUCUUUGGUGACCAAGCUUCAAACACAGUGAUGUCCUGUGAAGAUUUAUCCAUCUUUAGGAUAGUCCUGUGAGUCAGCCCUGUCACAUCUCCCUGCUACCCCCUGGAAAUAGUCUCAUUGGCCCUUGUCAUCUCCCAAGUGCUAAGCAUGAGAAUUCAGACCUUACCUAUUGAGAUAAAAAUAGAUUUAAAGGGUAACAAAUGGUUUAUGUAUUUUAUGAAAACACUAAAAGCCAAAAUACUUCUUAUUUCUGACACAGUUGACUUUGAGGCCAAAAACAUUUUUGUAAACAGAACAAAGUUUAUAUACAGAACAAAGUUUAUAUGGGAUUUAAUCUGUCAAGUUUCUUUAGCAUUUCUAAAUGUGCCCACAAAUCAGCUUUAGCAUAUGUUAUGUGUGCAUAGCAGAUUUCAAAGGAGUAGACAAAUCUAUGAUUAAAUUGCAAGAUAGUCACCUUUUCUCCUUUGUAUUCAGAUGGAGAGUGAGAUGUAGAAAAUGGAGAUGGAAAAAGUAGUAAGUGGAAACAGAAAUGCUCCUGUUUUCAGCUUCAUAGCAUUGGAUGCAAAAUACCUUGAAUAUUGGCUUUCAUUGAUGUUUUCCACCAUCCCAGGAAAAUAUUUAUGGAUAACACAGUAAACAUCCCACAGUGCAGGAGAAAUUAAAUUAGGAGAUAGCUGUAAGAACAUACGGCAACCCAUCAGAUCCAAGACUCUGCAAGUUCCAGAAGAUCUGCCAGGCCCAUCCAGCCUGCCCAUCUAUUGGUGUUGCUGCUUCAGAGCCUUUUUCCAGUAGAGGAGCCUCCUGGAGUCCAUGGUAACCACUUACCCCAAUCUCCUACAGUCAUCAGGAGACCCAGUCCUGAAAAGGGGACAGAAAUGGGAGGAUGUGUGCAUUUUGGUAUGGAUGGAAACAGGGUCACAGUAAAGGCACCACUGCACAGACUUCUUCCUGGGCCACAGCUUUUGAAGUCUGUGUGUCCAAGAAACGAAGUCAGGAGGAUAGGUUGGGGACAGGAGUUGACAACCCACUGUACAAGGAGCGUGGAUUGUGGGAAUGGCAAGCAUUGCCUGGUCCUCAAUCAUCCUGUACAUAUUUCAAUCUUGGUCUGUAUUCUGAGGAGCUGUUCCAGUCAUGUGGACAGCACAGCUAGUCAAGGACCACCAAUAUGGGUGAGUAGGGAUUCCCUUGUUUUCUACUUGCUGUGAUUUGUGCAGAUGCAUAUGGUGCUGGACAUCCUGGGUUCCUUGCGUCCCCUCCCGUUUGCCCAGCAAACUUGCAGCUUCCAUUUGGAACUCUAAGAUUGCCCCCUGGUUCUCUAAGCAAGGGAUGAAAAUGAAUUAUCUCGUACUGAAGUUAUACAUUGUGUGGUAGCACAGUUCAUAGCCCUGUGACCUGGUCUGAGUAAUAUGUUAGCACGUGGUGACUAACAAUUUGUCCACUUGAAAAUGAGGCUAGUCUAGACCCUUUACAGUCUUGACCUGGGUGGAGAAGACCUGGCAGGAAGCAGCUUGGACAAGCAAGUGGUAUGUGUGAUCAAGGCUGACAUGAUCCUUUCCUGGUCUUGGUGUAUAGCUGGCCAGCACUACAGGUACAAUGUCACUAUGCAGAGAUACAAGAGAAUUCAGAGGGGGCGUCAGGAGUAACUAGGGCAGGAUGGGGUCUAGUACAGACCCCAAGGAGUGUGGGUGGGUGCAAAGGUUGUAGUGUGUUGGUGGGCAGAGAUGUUGCUUUCCACCUGCCACCAAUCCCAUCCCUGGUUCUCAUCCCGGUGGGAAUAGAGCAUGAUACCAUCCUUUCUAUAUUCUUUUCCAAUGUAGUCUAUUUCCCUCUUGGAGUUUGUUUGGGGCUUAGUUUUCCCUUUUUCUGGUUCUUAAAGUGGAAGGUUAACUUACUGAUUUCAAGUAUUAAAAAAGCACAUUUCGAGCUACAAUUUCCUUCAUCCUCUUCGCUUUUGUGUGUUGUAUUUUCAUUUUUAUUCAUCUUAUAAUAUUUCCUAGUUUCUCUUUGAUCUCUUUCUAUGACCCAGUGGCUAUUUGGGAAUGUUUCUUGUUUCCACACAUUUGUACACUUCUCAGAUGACUUCCUGUUACUGGCUUACAGUGUAAAUCCAUUGUGUGCAGCUUACAUAAUUUGGUUUCAAUCCUUUAAAUUUUAUUUAGGCUACUUUGGGAGCUAGGAAAUGGUUUUUAAUGGGCAAUUCCAUAUGCAGUUGAACAGAAUAUGUAUUUUGUUGUUUGAUGGUGUGUGCCCUAUUAUAAAAUAGGGCUAAAUACACAGAUGUAGACAUAUCUAUAGUUCUGUGAUGCUCGAAAAUUGAAUAUCCUUAGCCUUUUAUUGUUUCAGCUAUUAUUCAAAGUGGGAUAUUGAUGUCACCAAUUAUUGCUGUCGAAUAGUCUAUUUCUUCCUUAAAUUUUUCCUUUACUUUCCAUUUAAUUUUGAUCUGUUUUGCAUAUAUCUAUAACUGAUAUGUUGUCCAGAUUGACCCUUUAUUACCAUUAAAUGUCACUUAAUUCUGUCUAUUGUAAUGGUCAGUUAAUGUAAAAAGCUCUCUUACAAGUCUCUAGCUUGGGAUAUAUUUUUUUAUCCUUUAACUUUCAAUGUUUCUGUCUUUAAAUUUGAAGUUUUGUGCUAUAUUCAAUCUGUUUUCAAUCACAUCUGGCGUUCUUUUCCUUUUUAGUAAUUUUGAUUUAAAUUGACUGAUUGUUGUAUAUGUUUACAGGGGCACAGUGUGGUAUUUUGAUGAAUGGUAUACACUGCAAAAUGAUCAACUCAGUCUAAGUAACAUAUCCGUUACUGCACAGAUGUAUUUCUUUAUGAUGAGAACAUUGAAAAUCCAUCCUUCUCAACUUUGAAAUGCACAUUACUAUAGUCUCUAUGCAGUGCAGCACAAAAACUUACUCUUUGAAACUUUGCUCUCUUUGACCCAGUGUGUCCCAUUUCCCCCUAAACUCCCAUUGCUAAUUGCCAUUAUUCUUUCUAAUUUUGUGAAUUUAAUAUUUUCAUACUCCAUAUAUAUAAGAGAUCCUGUGGCAGUUGUCUUCUUGUGUCUGGCUCAUGUCACUUAAUAUUCAUUCAUGUUUGUCACAAAUGACAGAAUUUACUUUCCUUAAGGCUGAGUAUAAUUAAGUGCUCCCUCCCUUUUUGUAGUCAAUUUAUCCAUUCAUUGAUGUGUUGGUAGUUUUAUGUCAUAUCUAUUGUGAAUAAUACUAUAGUGAAAAUAGAAGUACAGUUCCUCUGGAUGUAUACCUAGAUGUGGCAUUGUUGUAUGCUAUUUAGUUCUAUUUUUAGUUUUAUGAGGAACUUUCAUACUAUUUUCAUGUCCAAGAAAUCAUUACCUAGUCUAAGGUCAUGUUUUUUUCCCCAGUGUUUUCAUUGUAAUGUCUGUCUUGAUUUGGUAUUAGUGUAAUGGUAGCCUUAUAAAAUUAUUUAGUAUCCUUUCAAUUUUUUACAAAGGUUUGUAGAUUGGUUGUUUAAAUAUUUGGUAGAAUUCAGCCAUGAACCCAUCUGGCCUUGGGCUUUCCCUUGAUGGGAAACUUUCUGUUACUGAUGCACUGUCUCUACUUGUUGUUGGUCUAAUAUUUAUAACUUUAUAAUUCAAUCUUGGUGAGUUAUAUUUUUCUAGAAUUUUACCCAUUUAGGUAACAUAUUUCAUUUGUGCAUUUUUUUCAUAAUAUUCUCUUAUAACCCUUUGAACUUCUGUGUUAUUCCUUGUAAUGUUUCCUCUUUUAUUUCUGAGUUUGUGUCUUCCCUCUUUUUGUUAGUCUAGCUGAGGGUUUGUCAAUUUUGUUUAAAUUUAAGAUAAAAAACUGGAGUUUCAUUUGUAUUAUUAUUUUUGAGUCUCACUUU